CUACAAAUCUCUCCCAAAUCCUUGCCUUCCCAUCGCUGAUCCAACCGCGACCUUCUCUUUCUUUUCGGCCCCGAAAACCUAGCUUUUCUCAGCGUUCUACUUGCAAGAAAUGGCGCGGACGAAGCAGACGGCGAGGAAGUCCACCGGCGGCAAGGCACCCCGGAAGCAGCUUGCGACGAAGGCCGCGAGGAAGUCGGCGCCGGCGACGGGAGGCGUGAAGAAGCCCCACCGUUUCCGCCCCGGUACAGUGGCGCUGCGGGAGAUCCGCAAGUACCAGAAGAGCACGGAGCUUCUCAUCCGGAAGCUGCCCUUCCAGCGGCUUGUCCGGGAGAUCGCCCAGGACUUCAAGACCGACCUCCGCUUCCAAAGCUCCGCCGUGUCGGCUCUGCAGGAGGCGGCGGAGGCCUAUUUGGUGGGGCUCUUCGAAGACACCAACCUCUGCGCUAUCCACGCCAAGCGUGUCACGAUCAUGCCCAAGGACAUUCAGCUCGCACGCCGUAUCCGUGGGGAGCGCGCCUGAAGAGUUUUGAGGCGGUCUCCUGCGGUUACGGGGUAGUGUGGUAGAGGAGGGGGGCAAUGGGUUAUCUGAUGGAAUGGGGUCGGGCGGAAUGGCUGAUGGUAUCAUUUGUAUGAUAGAAAGAUUAUGGCUUCUUAGUUUCUCUUCUUUUUUACUGGAUGUUAGGAUUUGAAAAUCCAGGGUUUUUGGAUGUUUUAUGGAUGAUCUUGGCCUCUCCGUGGAGAAAGGAAAUGUUUUAAUUUUGUCUAGAUAUUUUUUUCCUCCUCCUAUCUUCAUUUCGGUUAUUGGAAACGUAAUUAGAAGCCUUUUUGUUUGUCUAA
This is a messenger RNA of Phoenix dactylifera (date palm), 837 nucleotides long. Its product is annotated as histone H3.2. Gene Ontology annotation, molecular function: structural constituent of chromatin; protein heterodimerization activity; DNA binding. The record is from RefSeq and is a predicted model, not a curated record. Gene Ontology annotation, cellular component: nucleosome. Lineage: Eukaryota; Viridiplantae; Streptophyta; Magnoliopsida; Arecales; Arecaceae.